Chiloscyllium plagiosum (whitespotted bambooshark) is the source of this 872-nucleotide messenger RNA. RefSeq names its product SH3 domain-binding glutamic acid-rich-like protein 3. The record is from RefSeq and is a predicted model, not a curated record. Gene Ontology annotation, cellular component: cytoplasm. Lineage: Eukaryota; Metazoa; Chordata; Chondrichthyes; Orectolobiformes; Hemiscylliidae.
GGCUUGCCCAGCAACACCAUUACAAAUAAAGAAAAACCACUUCUCCUGCCACCUUCAGGGAUGUGUGGACAAGCACCCCUAACAUUCUCCUUUUUUCCGUGAGCUUCCUAGUGUUGUGCCAUUCAUUGAGUACUCCCUUGUUUUGUUCCUUCUUCCUAACUUUGAUAUCCAAAUUACAUCUGUCACAGUUAUUAGAAUUAUCAACUGCCAUAUUAUUCCGAUUCAUAUUUAUUUGACUUUUAGGUAUAUUUCAUAUGAUUUAAAAAUAAAGUUGUGCUCAAUUCAAAAAUCCGUGACAUUAGUGGCCGUUUUCUAAAAUGAGGGUUUUUUUUGUGAAAGAGAACCUUACAUAAGGGCGAUACCGUCUGUAUUUAAACCACAUUCUCGUCUAUAGAAUCUCACGUAAUUCUGACGGUGACGCAUUUUGUGUAACGGCCAGAGGUGAAGUUGGUGGGGUCGGGGUUUAUCAAGGAGCAGUCGGAUUGUUUAAAGCGAAGAGACAUGUCCGGAGUCCAACUGUACGUCUCCAGUGUGUCAUCAUCGAGAGAGGUCAGAUCUCAACAGUCAGAAGUGGAAAGAGUGUUGGAAAUAAAACAAAUAAACUACAAACUGAUCGAUGUUUCAGUCAGUGAAGAAAUCCUGGAAGAGAUGAGGAAUAGGACAGGCAAUCCCACAGCUCUUCCACCACAAAUAUUCAAUGAUGAUUGCUACUGCGGGGAUUACUGGCAGUUUUAUGAUGCUGUGGAGAACGAAGAGAUUGAUCACUUUUUAAAACUGAAAGAGAAAGAGAAGUUUGACUGUAAAGUUUCAACUGUCUGCAAUGAAAAUUAUACUGCGGAAGGCUGAUACUACAGAUGGUGCAUUGCACAGCU